AUGGCGAUGCUGGUACGAUUCGCCUCCGUUGGAGGAGUCUUCCCAGCCCUCCCUGCCAGCAUCUUUCUGUGCUGGAUAGGACUAACUCCCAGUGCUUUUGAGGGGAGACAGGGGCUGCUUUCAAUUACCUGGUGGUCUUCUCUGGCAGGCAUCACCCAGAGAUGCACCGCUAUCAAGUACCACUUCUCCCCGCCGAUACGCUUGCGCAACGUCCCCUUCAACCUGACGAAGGCGAUCCAGCAAGAUGAAUGGCAUCUGCUCCACCUGAGAAGAAUCACAGCUGGUUUCCUGGGCAUGGCUGCAGCAGUUCUUCUCUGCAGGUGUAUCGUAGCAGCAGUCAGCUUUUUUGGGGAAGAAAGCCUCACCCAGCACGUUGCAGGCCUUCUGAUCCUUAUGACACGAAUAUUUUGCACUACAUCUCUGUGCGCUUAUGCGGCCAGCAUAUCAUACGAUCUAAACCGCCUCCCCAAAUUCAACUACAGUCUUCCUGAUGAUGUAGAACAUGGAUACGGCUGGUCUAUAUUUUGUGCUUGGUGCAGUUUGGGAUUUACAGUAGCAGCUGGGUGUCUUUGCACAGCUUACCCGUUUGUCAGCAGAAGCAAGAUUAUGCAGCUGAAGUCCGCCAGAGAUUCCUCCGUAUGACUGCCCGCCCUUCGCCAGCAUGGCUCAGUGAUGGCUGAACGGUAUUUUUCAGGACUUACUAAAAGAAAUAGAAGCAAAAACUAAAUUCAGCAUUCCAAGCACAAAAACUUGAUUCUUCAAAAUCUGACUGUCAUGUUUUGCCAGCCCAGCAAACUGUUCUCCCAUGCUGCCCAGCAGACAGAUGGGAAAAGGAGACAGCUCUCAGGACAGAAUCAGCUGUUUCAGUUCAAUAUGCUACGCGGGCAUAAAGGAAGAUACUUGCACUGGAUGGCUAAAGGAGGGGGGAGGAAAGUCACUGCAAGAAUUUAGGGUUAUUUCUAUUUUUCAAGUGUCUGUGCAUAAAGAAACCAAGGAAAGUUAUUGCUGCCAAAUGAAUGCUAGUUAGAAUUAUCCCCCCUUCCCUAGAGCAUCAUGCAUAAUGUUUUAAUUCAGCGCCUUUCGCACUUGACCUUAAAGGAAGGUUUUGCCCCUGCCACUGCUCGAACAGACCCUUCUUUUUAAAAAUCAGCGUGCGUCUUCUUGCAUAUCCAGAGCAAGUGUUUGCUGUAACAAUACUCCAGCUUGGUUCCCUUUUGUACCUGAAGUUCCCGUGUAAUUUGUAAGUGACCAGGAUUUCCAUUCUGAGCACCUGAGCUGCACUGUGAGAAGGAUUAAGUGACUCCUACAGGCCUCCAAGGCGGCCUCUUGGAUAUGAGAACAUUAGCCUCUUUGUUAAGCGAUGAGGUUUGUAGUAAAAUACCUGCCUCUGUCAAAAGCAUUUGUGUCGACUGCAAUUUCAUGGCUUGGAACUGGGCUCUUCUGCAAAGCAGAGGAAGUUCAUAAACCAAGAGGGUCAUAGCCUGGAUAGCGCUUACAUCAGCGGUAGUUGUGCGACAACGCGGCAUGCUAAGGUUAGAGCCCCAGGGAACCUCUCCUCUCUGGGCUAAGGAGCUACCCAUGAAAACAGGAUGGGAGGGAAGGAACGGGGAACAACGCUUUGCAUUUUCCAUUGCUUAAUUGAAGUGACAUGCAAGUUAACAGAUCACAGUGACAAGCCAAUCCAUCAGACAGCACUCAAACUGACAGUGCCAGCCCACAGUUAAGAAACUUCAGUGCCAUGUCGAUGCAUCUGUCCUAACUCACCCAAACUCACCCUCUUCUGCCACCACCUAACUCGGUAUCGUCCUCAAAGCAUGGCAUCCGUGCGUUCAUUGUCAGAGCAGAGCUUCACACCUGCUGAGCACAAGGACAGAGCUUGGCCGGAAGAUCCAGGAAGCACAGCCUGCUUUGCAGAGGAGCAGACCAGACACUGCUGAAGCAGCAGAGCCACUGGAGAAGCUGUUUCAGCAAUUAAGGUUGCAUGGUACAAGAUAAACGUGAACGCUGGCAUGGUGAGGGAGAAGUUCAGGUACAGACCAUUGUGAGCAAAGGACUGGGAAAAGAAGGGAGAAGUGGGAGAAAGGAAGGCUGAUUGAAAAACAAAGGGAUGGGAGAGGAAGGAAGAUGGGAGGCAAGGAUGGUGGAACAGAAGUAUCAUGGCUUAAGGCAAUAACUGUCAAUUAAAUGAAAGCAGGGGGGGAAAAAAAAAAAA
Messenger RNA from Struthio camelus australis, 2212 nucleotides. The record is from RefSeq and is a predicted model, not a curated record. Lineage: Eukaryota; Metazoa; Chordata; Aves; Struthioniformes; Struthionidae.